Messenger RNA from Solea senegalensis (Senegalese sole), 2427 nucleotides. RefSeq names its product mitogen-activated protein kinase kinase 2a (gene map2k2a). Gene Ontology annotation, biological process: protein phosphorylation. The transcript has 11 exons. The record is from RefSeq and is a predicted model, not a curated record. NCBI's taxonomy places the organism in Eukaryota, Metazoa, Chordata, Actinopteri, Pleuronectiformes, Soleidae. Bases 798 to 1997 code for a protein of 399 amino acids. Gene Ontology annotation, molecular function: ATP binding; protein kinase activity.
ACAUAUGAAGCAGCAGUAGGGCGGCUGAGUAUCCGUUGUGCUGGGAAUGUGUAGCUCAUAAAAAGCAGCAAACCGCUAUCUCAAACUAAAGACGCUGUGAACCUCUCGCAAGGGUUUCUGCAUCCCUUGUCAUACAGCUUCGGUCUCGCGCUAUUUACGGAGGGCUCUCUCCCCCUGUGGUUGUCACACAGGUCUGAUGCUGCAGCUGCUGCUUCCUGUACUCAAGCACCACCAACCAGAGCCAAAGCCCUUUUCGCUUCAGAUCGCAUACCCCGUGAGUGUCAGAGAUUUUUUUUUUAUCGCUGAGACGCCGCCGUCCUGUGGAGGGUAACCCGACCGAGUCGGUUUGAGAACCGGUAAAACCACGGCGGCUUGUUGUCUUCUUCGCGAGAGGCUGCACUUUUGGACUAAGCAACGCAGGACACGGUUUUUCUUCCAGGAGCUGGUGCUAGCUAGUAGCGGCUAGGUGACUAAUGGCUAGUAGCAGCAGGUAGAUAAGCAACGAAGGAGCAUAACGUAAAGAAAUGUGCUGACUCCUAACGCUAUAGCGGCCCAGACAAACCACCCAACAUUUAACUGUCGCCUCGGCAUGAUAGAGUUUUUAGCACACUGACAUGCUACCGAAAGUAUACUAAUCUUGCUAACGCUAGCUAGCUAAGUUACUAGCCACCUAGAGUUGACCCUGUUGCUUUUUUAAAAUUUCAGACUGAGUUUCGGACAAAGAGAAGAUACGUUUAUCAGCUGCCCAGCUCCUUAGUGAUUUAUUUCGAAUAAGUCGUUUGGGGGUAGUUCAAGAAAUGGCUCCCAAAAGAAGACCCGUGCCCCUGAACAUAACGCCCAUUGGGGAGGCACAGGCCACCUCCAACACCAUUGAUGCUGCAUCUGAAGCCAAUCUUGAGGCAUUACAGAAGAAACUGGGUGAGCUGGAUCUGGAUGAACAACAGAAGAAACGACUUAACGCCUUCCUCACCCAGAGGGCUCAGGUUGGGGAACUGAAGGAUGAGGACUUUGAACCCAUAUGUGAGUUGGGCGCUGGAAAUGGAGGAGUGGUGAACAAGGUCCGCCACAAACCCUCGGGUUUGGUCAUGGCCCGUAAGUUGAUCCACCUGGAAAUCAAGCCAGCUAUCAGGAACCAGAUUAUCAGAGAGCUGCAGGUGCUGCAUGAAUGCAACUCCCCCUACAUUGUGGGCUUCUAUGGGGCUUUUUAUAGCGAUGGUGAGAUCAGCAUCUGUAUGGAGCACAUGGAUGGUGGGUCAUUGGACCAGGUCCUGAAGGAAGCCAGAAGAAUCCCAGAAGAUAUCCUGGGAAAAGUUAGCAUAGCUGUACUGAGAGGAUUAGCCUACCUGAGGGAGAAGCACCAGAUCAUGCACAGAGAUGUCAAGCCCUCCAACAUUCUGGUCAACUCUCGCGGGGAGAUCAAGCUGUGCGACUUUGGUGUGAGCGGCCAGCUCAUUGAUUCCAUGGCAAACUCCUUUGUUGGAACGCGCUCCUACAUGUCGCCGGAGAGACUGCAGGGCACUCACUAUUCGGUUCAGUCUGAUGUGUGGAGCAUGGGCCUGUCCCUGGUGGAGCUGGCAAUUGGCCGCUACCCCAUCCCCCCACCAGACGCCAAAGAACUGGAGGCCAUCUUUGGACAGGCUGUUCUAGACGGAGCAGAGGGAGAGCUGCACACCAACAUGCAGAGGCCCAGACCUCCAGGAAAGCCAGCUAGCGGACAUGGGGUGGACAGUCGACCUGCCAUGGCCAUCUUUGAACUUUUGGACUACAUCGUAAAUGAGCCGCCGCCAAAACUGCCUCAUGGCGUCUUCACCAAUGACUUCCAAGACUUUGUGACAAAUUGUUUGAUCAAAAACCCAGCUGAGAGAGCAGAUCUAAGGAGGCUGAAGAGUCACACGUUCAUCAAACGAUCAGAAGUGGAGGAAGUGGACUUUGCCGGCUGGUUGUGCAAAACCAUGGAGCUCAACCAGCCCAGCACUCCCACCCGCAGCACUGAGUGAACAGAAGCCCUCUUCCUCGCCCCCCCACCCCCCUCCACUGCCCUGACACACACCUCUGGGUCUUGCUUGCAUAUGCAUACAUAGUAUACUGUACAUACACGUACGCAAGCCAUCUCACAUAUUGGCUCUUUUUUCAUCUUGCUCUUGGGUAAAAAUGGUUCCGGGCUUUCCUCUACAUUUAUUUCCCCAACAGCAGGGCACACUGAGUCGUACUGUAAGACCACAGCUUCACGAUGCCAUUGUCGAAAGUAGUUGCAGCUCACUUUUCCACGCAGAUAAAGGGGAUGUACAGCACUUAAGGGCUGCUAGUGUGUUGACUGAAUCUGCAUUGAUUGACAAAAUUAUUUUGUAUUGUUGAAUACUCUGUAUUAAUCUUUUCUAUGGCAACAGUUGAUGGCUUGUGGGAUUUUAAUAAAUUACCUGCUAUAGA